AUAAAAAUUAUUUUUUCAUUUUUAACUCUUCACAUCUGCAUUUAGCAUCGCCAAAUGCCAAGCAUGUAGCAAACCAGACAGGCUCAGCCAGCACCAGCGGCCGGCAAUUGUACCUCGGGAAUUCAGACUUGACAAAGAGAAACCUGCUAUAUAUUUACACUGCUCCCUGUUCUGUCCCUUCAAUCCAUAUAAACCUUCUAACUCUGCCUCUUUUCUAAACCAUGGCUCUUCCUGAAAUAUUUCUUGGCGUCAUGUUACUGCUGACAAUUCCUUGUGCACGCUCGGUUUCUUUCACCUUCAAAACAUUCUACCCAAACAUAGGAGGAAUAUCUUUCCAAGGUGAUGCGUUCACAUCUAGUGGGGUUCUCCAGCUUACAAGAAAUCAGGUAGACAAUAAUCUUACUUACAGUGCUGGUCGGGUUUCGUAUAUCCCACCUGUUCAAAUCUGGGAUUCUGAGACAGGAAAGCUUGCGGACUUCACUUCUCGCUUCUCUUUCAUUGCGAAAGAUGUUAAGUAUGACCAGACAAUUUAUGGUGAUGGACUGGCAUUUUUCCUUGCGCCAGUUGAUUCUGAAAUCCCUCCUAAAUCCGUUGGCGGGUAUCUUGCAUUGUUGAGUCCUGAUACUGCUGUCAAUGGCUCAAAACAGAAUCAAAUUGUUGCAGUCGAAUUUGAUUCUUAUCAGAAUCCUUGGGAUCCAAGCUUUGAUCACGUAGGGAUCAAUGUUAACUCCAUCAUCUCUGUGGCAAAUGCUCCAUGGAAAAACGAUAUAUUUAAUGGAGCAAUUGUAAACGCAUGGGUGAAUUACGACUCCAAUGCCAAGAACUUGAGUGUUUUCGUGUCUGAUACCCAAAGCCCAGUCUUCAGAGGGACUUACAGCCUUUCAUAUACUGUUGAUCUGAGAGAGGUAUUGCCUGAAUGGGUUAGAAUUGGUUUCUCUGCUGCUACUGGCACAGCAGUUGAAACAAAUAGCAUACUUUCUUGGGACUUUUAUUCUAGCUUGCAACAGUAAUAAUACAAAAGGUAAAAGAGAGAAAUCGAAAUAAAAAAAUAAUAAUAAUCAUAUUCAUAAUGGAGUUAUAGGUUUUGUUGAAUAAAACCAGCAAGCUGGAUGGCCUUGUUGGGCAUGUUUUUCAUAUUAAUAAGAGAUUCAUUAAUGAAUGAAAAUCCAAAGUUCAUUUUGAUUA
Molecule: messenger RNA, 1185 nt
Organism: Ricinus communis (castor bean)
Lineage: Eukaryota; Viridiplantae; Streptophyta; Magnoliopsida; Malpighiales; Euphorbiaceae
Product: lectin 7
Exons: 1
Coding region: 222-1010 (262 amino acids)
Molecular function (GO): carbohydrate binding
Source: RefSeq, a predicted model, not a curated record